AUGAAAAAUCUAUUUUAUAGGUUCGAAUAUUUUGGCGAAUUGUUGGAACAGACCCUGACAGGUCUGGGCUAUUUAGUCUCAGAGUAUCCCGGUAUCGGGUUUGAGCAAUACCAACAGCAAUUACGACAAAUGACUCAUCUUUUUCUUUUCUACUCAAUUAUUGUAUCACGCCAACCGCCUUCAGUUGUGGUUAAAUGCGGUGAGGCUGAAAAUCACAGGCGUAGUCGAUUCUGGUUUAAUACGGAAAUAAGGAUAUUAGGCGGACGUGCCUUUGGAUUGGAUCGUUUGGUAGAUGGAGUUUCCAUUCAAUGCCUUUUGAUCACUGACGAAACUGCUAAAAGAUUGCGAAAUAAUGCAUACCAUGACAUUUGUGAACAUGAAGAGUUUGCUGUUGAACCAAUGAUUGGUCAUUUGAAGAAUUUUGAUCAAACGAUAGUUGAAGGUUCUGGAAAUGACCAACCAAUUGGGCCUAUAAUGCGCGUAGCAAAGAAGGAGCAAUUACGGAGGGAGUCUGUAGCACAGAAACGAUACCAUCUCUGCUACACGAUUAAACUACAAACCUUAAAGCAUCAAAUUGAUUUGGUUGGAAAAAAGGUUUCAUUGCCUUUCGCUAUUCUUGUUGGACCAAAAAUGGAUGUCGAUGCCAAAUUGUUUAUGGAACGCUCAUUUGCUGAUUUCGCUUUACUUGAGAUUCCACAAAAACCUACCGAUCAAAUCGCUCUAAACCAACCUAGACCGUUUAAUCUUGUAUCAAAACAGCAUCUUCUAGGAAGACUUAAGCCGGAUGUUAAUGGACAGGUGCCUGUUGAGAAUUUUUUGAGGAUGCCAGUAGCUGAAGAAUUUUGUAUAAAUAAAAAGGCUGUUAGUGCUAAGGAAAGCGGAGCUCAAACUCCUCUUGCCAAUAGUAGUGGUGGUACAAAUUUGCUUGGUGCAAUUGAUGGAGAAUGGAAAUUGGUUCCAUUCUUUGAAUGGUUCUUCAAAUUGGCCGAAAUGGUGAACAAACAUUUUUUGCAAAUGUGGAAUGACGGGCCUACGUUGUUGGUCCGCUUUUCAGAUAUUGAAUUUGCCAAGGUCAAGAUCAGUGUCAGCUGCUUUGGAAAAACCCAGCACCAUUGGUAUGAUCAGAUAGAGCUACAAGGACGCAGUCUUAGCCAGGAGCUACUCAAUAAUAAAAAUUAUGAAAAUAUUGAGUUCAUUUGGCCUCAAACAAAUAUUGAAUGGGCACUGGGUGCACGAGAAAGAUGCCUAUCAAUUUCCUGCGCUGCGCAACGCAAGCCGAGACAAUUGCAGCCAUCGGCCCUCUAUUUUGAAAAUCAAGGUGCAGGAAUGGGAUCCCAAAGCUCAUCUGGACUUAGGUUUUGA
Meloidogyne enterolobii is the source of this 1362-nucleotide messenger RNA. The record is from the annotation of a GenBank genome assembly. NCBI's taxonomy places the organism in Eukaryota, Metazoa, Nematoda, Chromadorea, Rhabditida, Meloidogynidae.